AUGCCGCCCCAGUCAGGUGCUAGUGUGGGAAAGCCAGAACAUGAUUCCAGCGCUGGACAACUUUUCACCUGGGGGGAGAUAGUACUCCGCUCUGGCAAGGGCAAAUCAAAAGAAGAGAAAUGGCUGGUCAUCAACAGGAAAGUGUAUGAUGUCAGCCAGUUCUUCAGGCGGCACCCUGGAGGAAUGAGUGUCAUCAGCCAUUAUGCAGGACAAGAUGCCACGGAUGCUUUCACAGCUUUCCACAAGGAAGAGGACCUAGUAAAGAAGUACUUGAGUUCACUGUUAAUUGGAGAAUUGGCACCUGAUCAGCCCAGCUCAGAGCCCACCAAAAAUGAAAUGCUCAUACAUGACUUUCGAGAGCUACAUGAUACAGUGAAGAAGACAGAACUCCUGAAGACAAAUUAUCCUUUCUUCAUCUUCAUGUUUCUCCAUGCUUUACUGCUAGAUAUUGCUGCCUGGCUUGUUAUCUGGUACUUUGGAAAAUCCUGGGUACCCUUCCUUGUUGGUAUUGCACUAUUUACUAUCGCACAGAACCAGUAUGGGUUUCUUCAGCAUGAUCUCGGACAUGUUUCAGUCUUUCAGAAGCCCAAGUGGGAUAGACUAGCUCACCUCAUCGUUGCAGGAGUACUUAAGGGUGGGCCGCCCAGCUGGUGGAAGCAUAUGCAUAACCAGCAUCAUGCCAAACCCAACUGUUUCCGCAAGGACCCGGAUCUCAACAUGCACCCGCUGCUGUUCAGCCUGGGGAAGACACUCUCUGUGGAGCUUGGAAAAAAGAAGAAGAAAUAUAUGCCUUACCAGCACCAGCACAAAUACUUCAUGCUUUUAGCCCCACUGACUUUCGUAAUUUUUGUGCAAGUAAUAAUCUUUCGCUUUGCAAUUCAGAGGAAAAAAUGGCUGGAGCUCGCCAUUGUUGUGUUCUACAACAUCCGCGUCUGUCUCAUGUACAUUCCUUUGAUGGGAUUUAAGAGUUUCAUGGCAUUCUACUGGCUGGCCAGGUUUUUAGAAAGCACCUGGUUUCUCUGGGUCUCACAGAUGAAUCACAUCCCAAUGAAUAUUGACUAUGACCAAAAUUUGGAUUGGGUCUCUGCCCAGCUUGCAGCAACAUGUAAUGUGGAUCAAUCCUGGUUCAAUGACUGGUACACUGGACACCUGAACUUCCAGAUUGAGCAUCACCUUUUCCCAACCAUGCCUCGACACAACUAUUGGAAGGUGGCUCCUCUGGUGAAGUCUCUCUGUGCCAAGCAUGGUGUUAAGUACCAGUGCAAGCCACUGCUCACAGCCUUUGCAGAUAUAUUGCGGACUCUGAAGGAAUCAGGGGAACACUGGCAAGAUGCUUAUUUCCACUGAUUAAAAACAGGAAGAGCUCCUAAAAAG
Molecule: messenger RNA, 1374 nt
Organism: Sceloporus undulatus (fence lizard)
Lineage: Eukaryota; Metazoa; Chordata; Lepidosauria; Squamata; Phrynosomatidae
Product: acyl-CoA (8-3)-desaturase-like
Exons: 12
Coding region: 1-1347 (448 amino acids)
Biological process (GO): lipid metabolic process
Cellular component (GO): membrane
Molecular function (GO): oxidoreductase activity, acting on paired donors, with oxidation of a pair of donors resulting in the reduction of molecular oxygen to two molecules of water
Source: RefSeq, a predicted model, not a curated record